This is a messenger RNA of Rotaria sordida, 1833 nucleotides long. Lineage: Eukaryota; Metazoa; Rotifera; Eurotatoria; Philodinida; Philodinidae. The record is from the annotation of a GenBank genome assembly.
AUGAGUGAAAAUAAAAUAUUAUUAAUAAAAGCAUGUUUAGAAGAUCUAAGUACAGAAUUAUUAAUGUCAAUAUUUGAUUAUUUAACAUCAAUUGAAAUUUUAGUUACAUUUUUUAAUUUAAAUAAACGUUUUCGUUUAAUCAUUUAUUAUUAUUUACAAUCAGGUUAUCGUUUAACACAAUUUAAUUUAAAUAACACAAAUUAUUUAACAUAUAAACAUUUUUGUAAAGAUAUUUUACCAAAUUUAAAAUCAAUAAUAACAUCAUUUCAACUCGGUAGUAAUUAUUAUUAUGGACAAAUUGAUUAUUUUAAUCAAUAUGAAUUAAUACGUCUUGAUUCACUUACCAUUCAUUUAAUUAAUCCAAAUACAAUUAUUGACAUUCUUCAAAAAUUUCUUAAUUAUAAUCGUUUACAAUGGUUUGAUAAAAUAAAUUUAAUUAUCGAUGAAGAAACUAAAGGAUGGAAUGAACAAAUGCCUUUUUGUGUACAAAAUAUACCUGUUAGAGAAUUAAGGAUUACAGGUAAAGUUCCAUAUGUUUUUGCUCAACAUUUAAUGACCGGUUGUUAUUCAAUUACGCAUUUAACUAUUCAUCUAAAGUUUGAUCAUGAUUUACUUCCUCUUCUUUAUUAUUUACCAAAUCUAAUCGAAUGCAAUGCGGAUGUUGAUCAUCGUGGUCGUGAUAUAUCGAAUGAUUUAACACUUCUUGAACCACUUCCUGGUUUAAAACAUUUUAAAUAUGAAGGACUUAUGCCACCAAUUUAUUUACGACGUUUAAUUAUUGAAAUUAAUGAACAUAUUGAACAUUUAUUUAUUUAUACACAAGAUUAUCAAUGGUCAUUUCAUUCAUCCGAAGCAUUUUCGUCUGAUUUUUUUGAUCAUUUAUAUGAUUUACGAACAUUUCAUUUUUAUAUUCGUCUAAUGACUUCAGAUGGUUUUAAUAAUAUAACAUCAUAUUUUAAAGAUACAAAACAUUUAAUAAAUAGAAAUUUAUGUAAUAAUAUAGCAUGUGUUCUAUCGAAAGAUAUUGGACAAAUAUUCUCUUUACCAUUUGGAUUUAAUCAUUUUGAAAUAUUUGAAAAAAAAUUUUUUACUCAAAUUCAAUAUUCAAAAUAUGACAAAGAAAAUUUCAAUGAAAAUUAUUGGAGUAAUAUAAAACAUCUUACAUUAAAUAUAAAUAUUUAUGAUUCAUUAUUACUACAAUUAAUUAAAGAAAAAUUUACUAAAUUACGUUUAAUCGAUUAUCAAGUUCCUCAUUUUAGUCUUAUACCACAAGAUAAUGAAUUACAUCAAUAUGAUAUUCAGCUUAGUACCAUAAAAAAGCUUAUAAUUCGUGAUAGUGUUAAACAUGGAUGUCAUGUUCCUCAACCACUUUUUCUUCUUACGUCAAAUCUAAUUGAACUUGAAAUAGAUCAUUUUUAUUUAAUGCAAAUUAUUUCAAUUGUUAGUAAUCAAACACUAUCACGUAUAUUAUCAACAUUUGCUCGACUUCGUCAUGUAACAGUUCGACAAUUUGAUGAACGUAUUACUGAUUAUUUUUUUUCAUAUUUUUCUCAUAUUAAAAUCUUUGCACUUAUAUUUACAACAUAUAAAAUGCAAGUUUAUCGUAAUAAAUUACCAUUUAUUGAUGAUCUUCUUAAUUCAAUGCCAAAUUUAAUUAGUCUGAAAUUAGAACAUAUAAAAAAACCACAAGAUUAUCAUGCAUAUAUUGAAAUGCAACAAAAUGUUGAAGAAAAAUUUUCUGAAUAUUAUUCAAAGAAUAUUUAUUGGUGUAAAUGGUAUGAUGAUUAUACACAAAAAGAUCAUAAAUAUGCAACAUUUCUUUUUUCAACAUAG